This is a messenger RNA of Etheostoma spectabile (orangethroat darter), 1099 nucleotides long. Its product is annotated as voltage-dependent T-type calcium channel subunit alpha-1I. Gene Ontology annotation, cellular component: membrane; voltage-gated calcium channel complex. Lineage: Eukaryota; Metazoa; Chordata; Actinopteri; Perciformes; Percidae. Gene Ontology annotation, biological process: calcium ion import across plasma membrane. The record is from RefSeq and is a predicted model, not a curated record. Gene Ontology annotation, molecular function: high voltage-gated calcium channel activity.
UGUCCCUGUGGUUCUUCUACGUAAUUAUCUAUUCUCAAUUGUUGAUGAAUAGUAUGAGUUAACGAAUAAAUAUAAUCUCAUCCUAUGUGUUUUGACCUUAACCUCUUCUUCCACGUGGUUGGAUUAUGUGUCCGUACUGAUAAUUGUGCUCAACUGUGUAAAUUUGUCCAUUUACGAUGCCGGGAGAAUGAAGAACACCACACAAGAGAUAUUGGAGGUCCUUGUGUUUGUCUACUUUGUUGUGGAAAUGCUCAUCAAGAUGGUGGCCCUGGGAGUCUUUGGCUAUAAAGGGAGUUACCUUAGCAACAACUGGUACAAGCUGGACUUCAUCCUCAACUGUGGAGUCUGUCCCCUCAAGUUGUUGGAUAUUAUGUUUGAAAUAUUUGACAUCCACUUGAAAUUCUGUCGAGUGCUCUCACUGUUGCGACUCAUCAGCAGAAUACCAAUGCCGAAGGCCAAAAAGACACGAGUUCUGCUGAAAACCAUUAUCAAGAUGCUGUCACAGGUUGGAAAUAUUUGUCUACUCUUUACAGUCGUCUUCUUCAUCUACGCUGUGGUGGGAGUGGAGCUCUUUGGCAGGCUAGAAUGCACCGACGAUAACAUUUGUGUGGGUUUACAUCAAAACGCCAAUUUCAAACACUUUUGGCUGGCCCUGCUCACGCUCUAUAAAGUGUGCACUGGAGACAACUGGAGCGACACAUUGAGGGAAUGCCGUCCCAACAAUGAGGGCUAUUCGAGCCACUUGUACUGGGUCUCUCCGCUCUUCUUCUUCAGUUUUGUGGUUAUGUCCCAGUUUGUGCUGGUAAACCUGGUGGUGGCAGUGAUCAUACAAGCUCUAGAGGACAGCCACAAGAACGAACCUACUAACUCCUGUCCCCCCCCUGGAAGAUGAGCAUGACCCGUCUUGGCUGUCCACCCAGAACCCAGUUCCAGCCACAACAACACAAAUGGAUUCUCAGUGAUGCCACAGUCAUGAAUUUGAAUAUGUCUUGUUUUCUCUUUCUUCUUAUUUUUUUACUUAUACUGUGUAUCUAUGUUAAUUUUGACUUGUAUGUUGUGAGAUGAGUUAAUAUUAAUAAAUGGAACACACUGGAUUACA